CAUGCGUAGAUAUUCUUGUAAUGUAUUUUUUCACGAUUAGAGACGUAUACUCUAUACUUUUAAAGUCAUAAUGUCACCUGAAACAAAUCAUGUUAGUGAUUUCAGUUCUCCAAAAAUAAUUAUGAUAAUAUAUAAUUAAUUCUAGCCAUAAUGUCUCUUGUAUCUAACCUAUAGUAAAAAAUGUAAUAAAUAUAUCAUGGAUGAUCAAUAAUAAAUAUUCGUAUUUUCAGAUAUUUGACACUCUCAAAGUACUUCAUUUACCAUCUCAUCUUUCUGAUCAGCGACGAAAUGAAUUAUUUCAAAAGUAUGGUGCUAUAAAAACACGUACGAUACGGCCUUCUAGUAAAUAUACCAUAACUUUUGUAAAAUUUCCAUCACAUAAUGCAGCAAAUGAAGCACUUUUACGUUUACAUCAAAUAAAAGUCAAAGGACAGUAUUUAUCAGUAGAAUUCGCUAAAAAAUCUAUGCCAAUAGAAUUUUCUGAAAAUGAAACUGAUCAUAAAGAUAUUAUGAAGGAUGAAAUAGAAAAAGAAACAGUUAAUAAAUCUCAUUUUCAAGCUUUUUUAAAACGAUUAUAUGGAAGCUCAAUGAAUCAAAUUUUUACACAGCCACCAUCACCAAAUAUAAAAUAUAAAUAUGCACCACCAACAAAAAAUACUUUGUUGAGGAUAGUUAUACAAUUAUUGAAAGAACCAGCUUUUUAUACUCAGGUGUUACAUUUAAUGAACAGAAUGAAUUUACCUCCACCAUUUGAAGAACUAGAAGUAGAAUUUCCUAUGUUAAAAGAAAUUUAUGAUAUUGAGAAAUAUAAAGAUAUUUUAGGUGAAGAUAUAUUUGAAUCAGUAAAAGGGAAAGGUUUUUCGCAAAAUGACAAAAAAGAUGAAGAAACUGAUGAAGAAGAAUCUGAAAUAGAGUCUGAUGAAGAUAUUAAUGUUAAAUCUUUACAAAAUGUACCUAUAAAAAGGAAAUGUAUACAAUCUAAAAAACGAUUAAAAAUUCCUAAAUUUGUUAAUCCUGCAAAACAGGCAAUGGCAUCUAGUUCUAUUCAAAAAGCAAUCAGACCAGAAGAUAUGUUUGAGUCUGUACAGCUUGGUGAAUCUAAAAGUUUAAAAAUUGAAUUGAAAACUGUAGAUAAAUUAUUAGAAGGAGCAAAUGUUUCAUCUGAACAUAAUCUUGAUAAUACUCAAGAAACACAAAGUGGAUUUGGGUUAAUGUUUCCCACUAAGAAUAUCGAACAUUCGAAAAAAAAUAUGGAACAUUCUUGUGAAGAAUCUCUUGAAAAAUCUACUGAGCAAUCACCUGAAAAACCUGAGUUUAUUACAACAGAAGAAUUAGCAUCAAACAGAAUAUCAAUUAAUGAUCAGAGACUGCUUCCUGUUUUCAAAAAUUACCAUGCUGGAAAACCAACAAAUCGAUUGUAUAUAAAAAAUCUUGCAAAACAUGUUGAAGUAAAUGAUUUGCACUAUAUCUACAAGAAAUAUGUAAUACCAGGAUUACCAAAUACUGAACAUGAAUAUAACGUUCGUCUCAUGCAAGAAGGUAGGAUGAAAGGUCAAGCAUUUGUCACAUUACAAAAUACAGUUCAAGCACAAUUGGCUCUACAAGAAACUAAUGGUUAUAUCUUAAAAGAGAAGCCUAUGGUUGUACAGUAUGCUAAAGUAUCAAAUAGCUAAUAUAUACUAUACAUAUGUCUCACAA
Vespula pensylvanica (western yellowjacket) is the source of this 1698-nucleotide messenger RNA. Its product is annotated as RNA-binding region-containing protein 3. The transcript is spliced from 5 exons. Gene Ontology annotation, cellular component: U12-type spliceosomal complex. NCBI's taxonomy places the organism in Eukaryota, Metazoa, Arthropoda, Insecta, Hymenoptera, Vespidae. Gene Ontology annotation, biological process: mRNA splicing, via spliceosome. The record is from RefSeq and is a predicted model, not a curated record. Gene Ontology annotation, molecular function: pre-mRNA intronic binding; U12 snRNA binding. Bases 201 to 1673 code for a protein of 490 amino acids.